Triticum turgidum subsp. durum (durum wheat) is the source of this 1113-nucleotide messenger RNA. Lineage: Eukaryota; Viridiplantae; Streptophyta; Magnoliopsida; Poales; Poaceae. The record is from the annotation of a GenBank genome assembly.
AUGGCCGUCUCCGAUAGGUCGCGCAACGCGCUGCUCCCCAGCUUCCUCUACGCGGCCCCCUCCGCCGCCGCCGCCUCCACCCCUUUCUCUGCGGCCGCUGGCAUUGGUGGCCGCGGGCUCGUCGCACCGUCCCAUGCGGCGGCGACGAGGCCGGCGGCGUGGGCGCGGGCGCCUAGCGAGCCGUCCCGGAAGAUCGAGAUGUACUCGCCCGCCUUCUACGCGGCGUGCACGGCCGGUGGCAUCACCAGCUGCGGGCUCACGCACAUGACCGUCACGCCCCUCGACCUCGUCAAGUGCAACAUGCAGAUUGAUCCAGCCAAGUACAAGAGCAUCUCUUCUGGAUUUGGUGUUCUCUUGAAAGAGCAAGGGGCAAAGGGUUUCUUCAGAGGCUGGGUGCCUACUUUGAUUGGUUACAGUGGUCAAGGCGCCUGCAAAUUUGGUUUCUACGAGUUCUUCAAGAAGUAUUACUCAGAUAUUGCUGGACCUGAGAAUGCAGUCAAGUACAAGACUUUGAUCUAUCUUGCUGGCUCUGCUUCGGCUGAGGUUAUUGCAGAUGUUGCCCUCUGCCCUAUGGAGGCUGUGAAGGUUCGUGUGCAGACACAGCCUGGUUUUGCAAAAGGUUUAUCUGAUGGGCUACCUAAGUUUGUGAAGGCUGAAGGAUAUGCUGGAUUGUACAAGGGAAUUGUUCCUCUCUGGGGCCGUCAAAUUCCAUACACUAUGAUGAAAUUUUCCUCCUUCGAGACGAUUGUUGAGAUGAUCUACAAGUACACAAUUCCUGCCCCCAAGAGCGAGUGCAGCAAGUCUCUCCAGCUCGGAGUGAGCUUUGCAGGGGGUUACGUUGCUGGAGUGUUGUGCGCAAUAGUUUCGCACCCAGCUGACAACCUUGUUUCAUUCCUCAACAAUGCCAAGGGAGCAACUGUGGGCGACGCUGUGAAGAAACUUGGUCUGUGGGGUCUGUUUACUCGUGGUCUCCCUCUGCGUAUCGUGAUGAUUGGUACCCUCACUGGAGCUCAGUGGGGCAUCUAUGAUGCUUUCAAAGUCAUGGUUGGACUGCCAACUACUGGUGGAGUUGCUCCGACUCCUGCUGCCGCUGGAGAGCAGCUCAAGGGCUGA